Molecule: messenger RNA, 1059 nt
Organism: Emiliania huxleyi CCMP1516
Lineage: Eukaryota; Haptophyta; Isochrysidales; Noelaerhabdaceae
Exons: 3
Coding region: 1-1059 (352 amino acids)
Cellular component (GO): membrane
Molecular function (GO): hexosyltransferase activity
Source: RefSeq, a predicted model, not a curated record
AUGUUCUUCGAGCCGACGAUGCCCUCUCCGGAUAGCCCCAUCCAUCUGCUCAUCCUCGUCUUCUCUCGGCCCACCGAGCGCGGAGCGGAGCAGCGCGCGGCGCUGCGGAACGCGUGGGCCCACGAUCGGCGGGCGUGCGGCUUCUUCACCGUCCGCUUUGUGCUUGGCGGUGGCAACUCAAGUGGAGCCGCCACUGCGCACAACGACACUGUGGUGCUAGAUAUCGGCGAGGGCUACUCCUCGCUGUCGCUCAAGGUGCUGGCCGGCUUCGCGUGGGCGCUCGGCUCGGCGGCGCCAUCCUUUUCGCAUCUCCUCAAGACAGACGACGACUCCUUUGUGUGCGUUGGCGGGGUGCUGCGCUGGCUGGAGCGGCUGCCGCGGCGGAGGCGCGACUCGCUCUACGCAGGCUCGCCGCUCGCGCAGCGCUGCGCCGGCAAGGAGCACCUGCCCGUCCUCAGGCAGCUCGCGCUCCCCCGGCUGCUGCGCGACCGAAAGUGCCGCCGCGGCUGGCGCUUCCCACUCACCAUGCACGGCGCGGGCUACCUCCUCUCUCGCGGCACGGCGGUGCAGGUGGUGCGGCGGGCGGAGGCGCUCCACCCUGUCCCAAACGCGGAGGACCUGACGGUGGCGCUGCUGCUGCACUACCGCUCGCGGCAGACGAAUGGCAGCGGCGCCGAUGCCGCCUCGGCCACCGCCUCGGCCGCCGCCUCGGCCGCGGGGAAGUCGGCGAGCCGCACCGACCCGCACCUCCUCAACCGGCCACGGCCGAGCCCCGAGCAGCAGACGAAGCUGCUGGCGCAGCGCUGCCGCCAGGUCGUCGCCUGUGGCCGGCACAAGCGGCGAGCCAACGCCUCGUGCGACGACUUCCGCCCUAUGCAGAGCCGCCGUGGGGCAGACGCCGACCGGGAAGUGGCGGACGGCACGGAGCGAGGAGCGCGCUGCGGCCUCGAGCUCCCACGAUCGGGGAGCUUCUCGGGCAGCGUGCGAAGAGAAUGGGGCCUUCAAUGGGCACUGGCGGAGAUCUACGCGCAGGAGCGCCUCGUGUUCCAGCAGGAAUAG